GCCAUAUAAAACAAAACAUCAAUCUGUCAAACUGAUCAGAGCAAAACAGCUCUUCGUAGUGUAUUGUAAUUUUUUUGCAAUCUUAAAAUUCCUUUGAAAAAUCACCGGCAAUGAAGAAAAUAUCGUUAAAAUGUGUCUUCAAUAUGUUAGCUGCAAACUCGAGCUUUUGCCGAAAUUACAGUUAUAAAGCAGUUCGCCGUCCAGAUAGUACAAUUUUAACUCGCAAACUGACUGCGCCACAGGUGGAAGCAAAGCCGGAUGAACCUCAAGUACAAAAUGAUUUAACGAAGCAUUUGAAGGCGAAAAUAUUGGCAGUUGGGCCCAUAACAGUUGCAGAUUACAUGCGUGAGGUGCUUACCAAUCCACUUAGCGGCUACUACAUGCACCGUGAUGUAUUUGGGCGCGAAGGAGACUUUAUCACAUCACCAGAAAUUUGCCAAAUUUUUGGCGAGCUAGUGGCUAUUUGGGUUGUAAGUGAGUGGCGUAAAUUGGGUAGUCCGACGCCUUUUCAAAUUGUUGAAUUGGGGCCCGGUCGGGGCACAUUAUCACGCGAUGUAUUUAAAGUGUUGACACAACUAAAAAUCGCUGGUCAAUUUUCCUUUCAUAUGGUAGAAAUAAGUCCCCAUUUGAGUAAAAUACAAGCCCAGCGUCUGUGUUUCAGUACCGAGACGGUGACAGACGAUAGUUCGCCUCACUAUCAGACUGGCAAGACGGCGACUGGUACACGCGUAUACUGGCACAAGCGGCUAGAAGAUGUACCGCGAGCGUUCUCAAUAGUGUUGGCACAUGAAUUCUUUGAUGCUUUGCCGGUGCAUAAACUGCAACGUGAUGGAGAAGUGUGGAAAGAAGUCUUAAUUGAUAUAAACGGCAAUGACAGCGCCGAGACCGCUGAUCAAUUGGCUUUUCGUUAUAUAAUUUCGAAGGCACCGACGCCGAUAUCACAUUUGUACCAGCCAAUUAUAGGCGAGACACGCGAUUGUCUAGAGUACUCUAUAGAUACAGAUCGCAUUGUUAGUAUGCUGGCGGAACGGAUUGAAAGCGACGGUGGUAUUGGCUUGAUAAUGGAUUACGGCCAUUUUGGUGAAAAAGGUGAUACAUUCAGAGCUUUUAAAAAACAUCAACUUCAUGAGCCAUUGCUGGCGCCAGGUACUGCUGACCUCACAGCAGAUGUUGACUUUAGGCAAAUAAAGCGGAUAUCAGAGGAACACGGGAAAGUUCUUUGCUUCGGUCCUGUUGAUCAAGGCAGCUUUUUGAAGAAAAUGGAAGGCGAUGCUCGUUUAGAGAAACUACUUACGAGUGCUUUGCCAGAAAAUCUUGAAAUUAUCAGGAGUGGCUAUAAAAUGCUAACAGAUCCUACGCAGAUGGGCAAACGCUUCAAAUUCUUUUCGAUGUUUCCAGCCGUGUUGAGAGAUCACCUUGAUAAGUUUCCUGUCAGUGGUUUUCAUUAAUAGUUCCUUGAAUUUUAUUGGAUUGUUAUUUAAUAGGUACAUGAUUUUAAAUAUUUAUUGUUAAAAAAUUUACACUGUUACACAAAUAUAAUUAAUCCUGCAUAUAAUCAA
Messenger RNA from Anastrepha ludens (Mexican fruit fly), 1559 nucleotides. Its product is annotated as protein arginine methyltransferase NDUFAF7 homolog, mitochondrial. NCBI's taxonomy places the organism in Eukaryota, Metazoa, Arthropoda, Insecta, Diptera, Tephritidae. The transcript has 4 exons. Gene Ontology annotation, cellular component: mitochondrion. The record is from RefSeq and is a predicted model, not a curated record. Gene Ontology annotation, biological process: mitochondrial respiratory chain complex I assembly. Gene Ontology annotation, molecular function: protein-arginine omega-N symmetric methyltransferase activity. Bases 111 to 1448 code for a protein of 445 amino acids.